Penicillium macrosclerotiorum is the source of this 699-nucleotide messenger RNA. RefSeq lists its product as uncharacterized. Bases 1 to 699 code for a protein of 232 amino acids. The record is from RefSeq and is a predicted model, not a curated record. Lineage: Eukaryota; Fungi; Ascomycota; Eurotiomycetes; Eurotiales; Aspergillaceae. The transcript has a single exon.
AUGCCGGCUCCCAUUCUCACCGAGCCGCUGCUCGUCGUGCGCAAUAUGCAGGACGAUGAGAAGGAUGUCGCGGACCGUUUCGAGCGUCACGUUUCUCACUGCUCACAAUGUGCCCUGUCGCUCGAGACCGGCCGAGAUGCUCUCUGUGAGCGUGGUCAACCCCGAGCCGUCGAUGUCACCAAGUAUUUCUACAGCCUGGACGGAAAACACCUAUCAGUCGUCGACAAGGAGAGCGGUAGUCCGAAGCGAGUCAAACUUCCUCGCGAGAAUGUUUCCACUCGCAAGUUGAUCGAACACAUCGAAAACGGCGCUCGCAUUCACUCCCCUCGUGGCCGGGCCCCUCCUGUCCGCGCCCCCUCUCCUCUACGCCGCUCCACCUCCAUUCACAGCUCUUAUGACCAGAGAUAUCCCAUCCCUCCGCGUCGACCGGCCCCCGUGGUUGAGUACCGCGAGCCUCGCAACUAUACCCCAUCCCCCGAGCCAGAGACUCCCACCCGCAUCAUCGAGCGAUCACCCUCGAGCGCUCACCAAUCUCCCUCCACCAGCAAACGCCGCGUCGUCAUCUAUCACUCGCCUCGUGGCUCCCCCAGUCGCAGCUCCACCAGCCGUGGCUCGCUGUAUAGCAUGGACCACCAGGACAGAGUCGAGUUGCGCUACAACACAACCCAUAUUCGCCGGCAGUCCGACUACAACCGUUGA